CAAGAGGGGGUUAGAAUGAAAACAGAUGCUUUAUCAACUACAGAGAGCUCAAAAGAAAGUAUUGCCGAAUCUCCUUUAUCCUUACCCCCUCUAAAAGCUUCUUAUGCAAAAGAUAUUACAAAAGAAUACAACAAGGCAACUCUAUUCGAAGCUUUGCAUGUUGAGAAGGAAACUGCAUACGAGGCUGACAUUGAAGACGAGGCUGAUAUUAAAGAUAGUAAAUUAUCUAGAGACGAACUUAUUCUACCUGUGAUUGACAGCUUUGAAAAAUCUUUAACAUCAAUGAUGCAACCUGGAAGUCCUCCACCGCAGAUUGUGACGCCAUUUUCAUCCUCGUUUGUUAAAGGAAACGAACUGAUCAACAGCAAAGACAGAGGGAAGAAAUUUGAGCUAUUGAUUGGUGCACUGACCACAGACCCUAUCGCAGGUCAGCCGCUGAUUAGUUAUUUUCUAAAGACUGGUAACGAGAUUGCUGAGCACAAUUUGAGGUUUUGGACGGCGUCCAAUCAAGUAUUGACGGACAUCCACAACAACGACACUGUCACACGUCGGAAACAAUAUCAAGUGUUGAUAAAUCUGUAUUUGUCAAGUGCUGCUAACACAAAAGUGUCGUUAACUUGCACAGCCAAGCAAGAAUUAUGUACGUUACUGUUGAAAGAUAUCGGUGUAACGAGACUAAUGGAGACAUGUAAAGCAAUUGCAGAGACAUUGGAGCCAUAUUGGGAAGAGUUUCUACAAAGUGAUGACGACUCCUUCCUCAGAAACACAACAAAAUACAAGCAAAACAUUCUUCACAAAGGCAAACGAACCAAUGCUUUUAUGUUUUCUUGCAUCGGAAGUAGUGAUCAAAAUGGAACGUUUGGGCCAGGUUUCUUUGACGAAGCCUCUAAUACAAGAAAAGAAUUCCGUGGAUCACGGAUGUGGAGGGCGAUGCAGCUAGCAUUGUCUAUAUCAAUACCUAAACAAGCAGAACCUCUUUCAGACGCAGAAGAAAGUGAGGGUUGGACUUCAGAUGAGUUUGUUAAUGAAACGUUAGGAAAAGAAAAAGUAGGAGGUAGCUUAAACAUACGCAAUUUACAUCUACUCAAUCGACAAGCUCAAAGACAAAACACAGGACAAUUGGGAACUCUUGUCAAUAGCACAGGUUUGGCGCACAAUUACAAUGGAUCGUUUAGAUAUAACAAAUUUGGUCCUGAAACAGACGAUGAAUUUAAUCAUGUCGCUGUUACGGAGCAACGUCUUCAAAAGGCGUCACAAAUUAAAUUACCAAGACCAAGAUGCUUUCAAGACAUUUUGUCAGAUUUUAAUCAGUUGGAAGGUUUUAAGCGCUUUCUGGCUAAAGAGGAUCAGGAGACACCUCUUGUUUUCUGGGUAGCAGUCGAGUCGAUGAGAACAACAUGCAAAACUGCUAAAGCAAGACAAGGUCGAAGUUACGGUAUUGUCAAGCGAUACUUUGGUCCGAGUACACAAAACGGCCAAGAUUUAAAGUGUAACGCCGAAAUCAUCAAAGACAUACCAUUCCUGGAGAAAGUAACACCAGCCAUGUUAGUAUCUGCACAAGCUUGCGUCGCUAAAAGCUUAGAGGAAAACUGGUUUUUAAAAUAUGUGCAAACCUUUCAAGAUGAGGGUGGUGUAACAGGUGUCACCUUGCUGCCCAUAUAUGGCAAUACCACUACAAAUGAAGUCGUGCGAUGUGUCAAACAAAAAACGCGCGGUUUGUGGCGCAUGUUUACUCGUAAUGUCAUCAGCUUUCGUCGUGGUAUAAUGCACUCAGAUACAUUACAAAUGUUUUGCGAUUUUUUGAAAUUACAACACUCGUUAAACGUUGCACAAUUUCAAGCAAAUAAUAUAGAUAAUCAAAAUGGUACCACAGCAUCACCUAAAAUCGUGAUCAAUAACAAACUAGUUCAUACUGAAAAACUUGUGAAAGAUUUAAACUUUUGGUCUGAAGUUGAAAGGUACAAAGAUUUUGCUGAUGCUGUAGUACUAUGCGCCAAGUUGGGCAAUUAUACUAAAGACGACGAAUUAGUUGUUGUUAAGAAGGCGUACACUAUAGUCGAUUGCUUUAUUGACUCUCAAAUCACACCACGUGUACAGAUCAACAUCUCAAACGAUUUAGCCGAAAAUAUUAUUAAUCUCGUACAGAACGGAAUAAUUGAAAGAGGCUUGUUUCACGAAGCUGCUUUAUCCACGUUCUCUACCCUGAUUUACUUCUGGAAAAAAUUUUGCCUCCAUCGUUUUCUUCCAAAGGAGCAGAUACCAGAACAGAGAAAGCUGUUAAAAAGUGACCGUUCAACUCAAAUUGAAAUUCGACAGCUUGCUCUAAUGAGUAACAAAAUAAAGAAGAUUUGCUUACCCCCAGAUGAGGAUUGUCCAAAAAUCAUGUUUUCUCUUCAACUCGGCUUGCGAUUAGCGCUGCAACGUCACAACAAAAGACGAAGAUUCGACGAGCAACGUUUAAGCGCAACACUAAAUCCAGAAAACACUGACAACUUAAGUGCACCACCAUCUCAACACCGAUCUAUUGAUAAAAUACAUGAAUAACUCUA
Messenger RNA from Hydractinia symbiolongicarpus, 2549 nucleotides. Its product is annotated as regulator of G-protein signaling protein-like. NCBI's taxonomy places the organism in Eukaryota, Metazoa, Cnidaria, Hydrozoa, Anthoathecata, Hydractiniidae. The transcript has 15 exons. The record is from RefSeq and is a predicted model, not a curated record. Bases 16 to 2544 code for a protein of 842 amino acids.